Molecule: messenger RNA, 2852 nt
Organism: Odontomachus brunneus
Lineage: Eukaryota; Metazoa; Arthropoda; Insecta; Hymenoptera; Formicidae
Product: progestin and adipoQ receptor family member 4
Exons: 5
Coding region: 1-906 (301 amino acids)
Cellular component (GO): membrane
Molecular function (GO): signaling receptor activity
Source: RefSeq, a predicted model, not a curated record
AUGCAUCACAGUGGGUCCGAAGAGACGUCGCGCCAGGACGCAGCAGCCGCUAAGGUCUUGCUGCUGCGACGAUGGAGCGACAUGCCGCAACAUCUUCAAUUUAAUCCGCAUAUCCUUACCGGCUACAGGCCGCUCAUGACCAUUCGCCAGUGCCUCGGCAGCCUCUUCUAUAUCCACAAUGAGACCGUCAACAUCCUGACGCACGGAUUCGCUAUUCUAUACAUGCUGGUGACUGUACCGUAUCUACUUCCGUGGAACACGAAAGGAACGCUCGUGGGAAUACUGUCUUGGUGCCAUUUGAUCGGCGCUGUCAGUCCGUGGGUCGGGUCCUUCCUAUAUCACCUCUUCAUGAACGUAAACUAUGACGAGGUCUUGUACAGGACGCUGCUGAAAGUCGACAUGAUCGGCAUAUGGCUGUGCCAGAGUUUCGGAGCGAUACCGAUGAUGGCCGCGGCAGUCCAUUGUCUCGCCGAUAACGUCUGGUACUGCUGCAUUUUUAUUUAUUGCUCCCUCAGUAUGUGGGGACUUUUAAAGGCGAUGACUGCGAGAUCACCAUGGGAAAGACGUUUAUGUUUUGCCCCGCUUUUCCUGAUGAGGAUGCUGGUUAUGACGUUGAGAUGUUUCGGUAUCGGAGGUGGAUCACCCGAGGCUCUCAUCCAUAUAAUAUUGCAGGAUCUCAUAGCUGUGAUAGGUGCAACCAUUGGCGCUCUCCGCAUUCCAGAGAAGUGGAUUCCCGGCAGAUUGGAUCUAGUGCUGAAUUCCCAUAACGUAAUGCAUGUGAUGGUCGUACUGGCGGUAUGCUCCAUGCAUACCGCAACCUUGAACGAUCUCGCCUGGAUGUCCGAUCCGUCUACGUGCAACGGAACAAGCUCUCUUCUUCUUUCUCCGGGUCGUAACGAACUGUGAUCGAUCGAACGAUGUGAAGAACAUGCUUCUGCUGCAGUCUGUGAUAAACCGAGCCUAUAACAACCGGCGAUUAGUCGAGCGCUUCGACAUUUGGAGACCAGAAAGUGCUGAAUUCUAUAAUAGAUUUAGGAGUACAGAUAAUAAAAAAAAGGAAUAUAUAUAUAUAUAUAUAUCUAUAUAUAUAUACAGAUAUAUACAUAUUAUACAUAUAACAGAGUUUAAUACAGAGUUAUCUGAUUUAUGCGAUCAUCUCGCGGGACAGUUUAAGUACAAUCACGAGUACAAAGUACAUACGGUUACUUAUCAUAUCGAACGUCUAAUGAUAAUUCCAGAUCUAUCCGAGAUUGAAGUUGACGAGAAUUGACGAAUCUGGUGCAAGAAAGAAAAGAUGAAAUUUAUUUGUGAUUUUUGGCAGAAGAUAAUCAAUACUUUAAGACAAGAACAUUAUUUAUUAAUUUCAAUAGAAUGAGAACUGAUCAAUCAGUGGAAUUGUGCCUCACUUGUGUGUACACGAUAAUGCUCUUCUGGAAACAAAGAGGAUUCCCCGAAUAUUUUGCACCAGACUCUUCAAUUUAUUCUGCGAAAUUGAAUUUGACGUUUCAAAAUCAGUCGCAUACACUUUACAUUUUUUCAAAGUUUCUUUCUAUAUCCAAUAUUUCAACGCCACACUUUGUGUUAUUCAUAAUUGAACUUCGCAAGGGACACUAUAUAAUCCUAAUAAUAGAACAAAUUCUUUCCAUAGAUAGAAACAAAUGCAUGAAGUUAAAGAAUCUACGUCCAAUUGCGAGCAUUAGUUUUACGUAGAAUGAAUUUCUCUAUUCGCUUUCUUUUAUGGUUUUCUCUUUCUCUUACAGCUCAUUCUUUACAUGUGUGGUCGAUCACCGGGAAAAAUACAAUGUUAUCGAAAGAAAGUUGGGGAGAGUUCAAUACGCAAUUAAAUGUGCUUCAUCGACACCUAGUGAGAGAAACCUACGCAUUAGGAGUGAGCUGGAAGGCGAUAUAAGCACAUCAAAAAUAUGUUUAUUGUUGUGGUACAAUGAUCCAGGAUCUCCUAAUAGUACGCAACACACACACACACACACACACACAUACAUUCAGGUGUCCAUCUCUUCGAGUCGAUACGCUUUAUAAUGCAUCCAUAAAUCCUUUAUAAUGCAGCUGAUAAAACUGUCUCGAAACGUCGACGAGAGUUUGUCCAAUUAUCCGUAUUGAACUCGUAACAAAAUUAUUCUAAACCCGACUCUCUAUUGCAACUCAGAGUUAAGCAAACCAGAGAUGUAGACCUCGAUUUACGGAUAAAUCGUUCGUAUCAUAAGGUAGUUAAUAUUGACACACGUUAAUAAAGAUCGACGAGUUCUUAGAUAUACGAUUCCGUACGAGAAGUUACAAUAAUAGUGAGAGCAGUAAUAGUAUCGCAGAAUACACUUCGCGUCUUUCUCCGACGAAGGUUAAUGUACCUCUUGCAUCUUGCACCAGACACCGUACAUCCUUAUAUUCCCGUCGCGUAGAUGAAAUUGCGAACGUUUUAGCAACUCGCAACGUCCGAAAGAUUUAUUAUACAUAAUUUUACUAUGUACAAUUAAACACACUUUUCGAACUUAACUGUGCUAAGGAUAAGCAAUAAUUAAUGAGCUAUUAAAAGCAGAGACCGUUAAAUUACAUUCUUGAAUAUAGACACUUUGUUAGAACCUUAAGCGUACAACUUAUUGUGAAAAAAAAUAAUAUAAGGCACUGUGUUCGAGUGUGCUUAAAUAAUUUACAUAUAUUAGACCUACAAAAUAAUUUAUUUACGCCGCGAUGUGAUUGAAUGCGUUGCCGUAUUCAACGCAAUUAACACACUUCGAAGGAUAGUUGUGAUUUACAGGUUGUAUAGCGUACUAAUAGAGACCGUUAUAGAAUGCAACGUGAGAGAUAUAUGCCAGAGAAAUAAAACAUCUUUAAAAAUA